Messenger RNA from Tribolium madens (black flour beetle), 2440 nucleotides. Its product is annotated as BTB/POZ domain-containing protein KCTD3. Gene Ontology annotation, molecular function: protein binding. The record is from RefSeq and is a predicted model, not a curated record. The transcript has 10 exons. Lineage: Eukaryota; Metazoa; Arthropoda; Insecta; Coleoptera; Tenebrionidae. Bases 96 to 2222 code for a protein of 708 amino acids. Gene Ontology annotation, biological process: protein homooligomerization.
UUGAGUCAACCUGUCAAAAUAUUUCACACGAUUUAGUUUGAAGAAAAAUAAAAAACUUUCUCUAUCAUGUCGUGCCCCAAUUAGUGGUCUAAAUCAUGGCAUCGCAUCAACCUUACACAGGUGACAUUCUUCAUUUGAACGUCGGUGGUAAAAGAUUUUCCACUUCAAAACAGACCCUGACUCUAAUUCCCGACACGUUCUUCACCGCUCUUCUUAGUGGAAGAAUCUCCAGUUUACGCGAUGAGAAAGGUGCGAUUUUCAUCGAUCGCGAUCCUGAAAUUUUCUCCAUAAUUUUAAAUUAUCUGCGUACGCGUGAAAUCGAUUUACACGGUACGAACAUACGGACUUUGCGUCACGAAGCUGAGUACUACAAUAUAGCCCCCUUGGUGAAACGGUUGAUACUUUGCGAGGAAUUGACACAGUCGACUUGUGGAGAUGUUCUGUUUUACGGGUAUCUCCCGCCCCCUUAUGUUCCAGUACAGGAUGCACCAAAUUCACACUAUGUGGAAACGACAGCUGUUCAUUCGGUACGUCCUGGUUCGAGUAUUAGACUGCCUGAUGGUGAAAAUAACGAAAAUGGGGGCCCACAUUGGCCACAACAUCCCCCACAAAUUCCUCCCAAUCCGCCAUAUAGCAGGACACAAGGACAUUCGCGUAAUUCUUCAUUAGAAUUAAGAGUCUCGGCUACUUACAGUCGUAGUUCUCAGGAUUUAAGGGGAUUGGCAAGUCGGGGACAUUCUCGAGCCGCUUCUUUGGACUUGAGACACGUUCGAAAUUCUUCAGCUGACUUGAAUAAGUUGUUUAGGAAUGAUAUCGGUUUGGUUUUUGGAAAUUCAGGUUCUACAUGGGCUGACCCAUUACGUGUCCAGAUAAUAAAAGCCCAUCACAACUGGAUUGUUGUUGGUUACGCACAUUUCAUCGUUAGUUAUAGAUUGAAAGACUCUAGUGGUUGGCAACAAGUUUUCACCAGUCCUCAUAUAGAACAAUGCAUUGAACGUAUUGCAAUAAAUGCGAAAAUGGGUAGUGGUGAAAACUCGAAAAUGGUUGCUAUUUCGUACGGAAGUCAAGUACGUUUAUGGGGAAUUUCAGAUAAUGGUGAAAAAACAAAUAUAGGAAUAUUUAAUUUGCACGUUCCUGUCGAGUAUUUAUUUUUUAUUGGUAGUCAAUUAGUUGCGUUGUCUUCAUCAGGAAAGUUGGGUGUUUGGCAUGCAAUGACUCAACAUUGGCAAACACAAGAUGUUAUGAGAAUUGCAUCUUUUGAUACAGCAGGAUCGAUUCUUCUCCUUGGUUGUAAUAACGGUUGUAUUUAUUAUAUAGAUAUGCAAAAAUUUCCUCUACGAAUGAAAGAUAACGAUUUGUUAGUUACUGAACUUUAUCGUGAUCCGAAUAAUGAUCCUGUCACUGCAAUUUCGGUGUAUUUAACACCGAAAACAAAUUUGUGUGGGAAUUGGAUCGAAAUCGCAUACGGAACCACUUCCGGUGCAGUCCGUGUUAUCGUCCAACAUCCAGAAACUGUAGGUCAUGGUCCUCAACUCUUCCAGACGUUUACAGUCCAUCAAAGUCCCGUCACUAAAGUGACCUUAUCUGAAAAAUAUCUCGUUUCGGUUUGUUGUGAGUACAACCAUGUGCGUUCAUGGCGAGUGACUCGCUUCAGAGGUAUGUUAUCAACGCAGCCGGGCUCCACACCGGAAGCCUCUUUCAAAAUAGUGUCGCUUGAAGCGGUAGAACCAUCAAUAAGUCAUGCGACAUCGAACGAUUGUGGCCCUUUUGGUGAACAAGACGAUGAACAAGUUUUUAUUCAGAAAGUUGUUCCUGAUGCUGAUCAACUCUUUGUUCGAUUGGCGAGUAAUGGGAAAAGAGUUUGUGUGAUUAAGGCUGUAGAUGGCAGUACAGUGAGUGCGUUUUGUGUGCAUGAAUGCGAAGGAUCGAGUCGGAUGGGUUCGAGACCGAGAAGGUUUAUUUUUACGGGACAUUCAAACGGAUCAAUACAAAUGUGGGAUUUAACGACGGCAUUGGAUUUGGCGUAUAAGACGACGGAUUUAGUUGGGGGGCCUUCGCCUGAGGAAUUGUUGCAAAUGUUGGAUCAAUGCGAUUUGAGUAAUAGUUUAUGUUCAACGCCUUGUAUGUCUCCUUUGCCUUCGAUAGCAGCUGCUGCGAGACUCAAAUCUAGUAAUGUGGCGUUUUUGAAUCAACAAGACGAUAGGGCGUCGAGUUCUAGUUAAAAAUUGCAAGUGGGGCACAACUGCAAUAAAAAUCUUGCCUUUUUUGGUAUCUAUUAGUUUUAUUAAAUGAAAUAUCGGUGUUAUUGUUGACUGAAGCUUUGCUAUUUUUUUAAGUGGCAAUUGCUGUUGAAAUUGAAUUGUGAUAAAAUUUUCAUGUUACUCGAUGUAGAAUGUCCACUUUUCAUUUAUUCAAUAAAAUUCUACGAAAAAAAUAACAA